AUUUCCUCGUUUAUUAGAAGAGCAGGAAAACUAGAGAGAGAUUCCUUGCCGUCUCCCCGAGUCACAUCGUAUUCCCCCGACCAGGUUCUAGAGAAAAACCCCGCGUCCGGUGCGCGAGCCAUGGCGGAAGAGCCCAGCCCGCAGGUGGUGGAGAGGGAGGUGGAGGUGGAGCGCGAGGAGGGCAGGCCGAGGCUGAGGCGGCUGGAGUUCGUGCACGUGGCGGCGGCGCAGGCAGCGCUGUGCCUCGCGGGGCUCUACGCGCUCGCCAGGGACCACUCCGGCCCGCUCCGCCCCGGCGUCGACGCCGUCGAGUCCGCCGUCAGGGGCGUCGCCGGCCCCGUCGUCGGCCGCUUCAAGGACGUCCCCCUCCACGUCCUCGCCUUCGUCGACCGCAAGGUGGACGGCACGGUGCAGGAGCUCGACAAGCACCUCCCGUCGUCGCUGAAGGCCGCGUCCGCCCGUGCCUACGCGGCAGCCCAAGGCGUGCCGGAGGCGGCGAGGGAGAUCACCAGCGAGGCGCAGCGGUCGGGCCUGUCUGGCGCAGCCCGCGUCGCGUACGGGAAGGUCGAGCCAGUGGCCAAGGACGUGCUCGGUAAGAUCGAGCCGGCGGCCAAGGACCUCUACACGCGCUACGAGCCUGCGGCAGAGCACCUCGCCGUGUCCACCUGGCGCGCGCUCAACGGCCUGCCGCUGUUCCCGCACGUGGCGCAGAUCGUCGUGCCCACGGCCGCCUACUGGUCAGAGAAGUACAACAGCGUGAUCGCCUCCGCUGCCCAGCAAGGGUACACCGGGGCGCGCUACCUCCCGGCCAUCCCCACCGAGCGCAUCGCCAAGGUGUUCGGCGAGCCCUCGCCGCCAGAGGCCGCCGAGCCUCUGAAAGGCGGCGGGACCGAGACCCAGUAGGUGCCGGCCAUGCCCUGCCCUGCCAUGAACUACCUGAACUGAGUAAGAUUCUGAAAAUCCAGGGCUGAAGAAGGUUCUACUACUACUAGCACUGUUGUAAGAUCUGUGGCCAUGGAUGGCGAUGAUCAGAUGAUGGUGAUGCUCUACUUGCUAUAUGUUCGUGUGGUGUGCGUUUCUUUGGUACUACUUGCUUUUGUACAAAGUGCCGCGAUCUUUGGCUUAAUCCAAUGCAACUUUAGUCGUACUUGCUUUUGUACAAAGUGUCGCUGUCUCUGGCUUAAUCCAAUGCAAUUUGGUUGUGUGAAGCU
Messenger RNA from Brachypodium distachyon (stiff brome), 1211 nucleotides. Its product is annotated as stress-related protein. NCBI's taxonomy places the organism in Eukaryota, Viridiplantae, Streptophyta, Magnoliopsida, Poales, Poaceae. The record is from RefSeq and is a predicted model, not a curated record. Bases 121 to 903 code for a protein of 260 amino acids. The transcript has 3 exons.